CAGGAGAGAUUCUUAUAGGUGCAAAACAAAACAGGCUGUCAGUCUAAGCUCAGAGGCAACUGCAGUCAUAUCAUUGCGUGGAGGGAAAAGGAAAGGGUCAGGGACUAUUUGCUACUAAAGAGUCAUAAAAUGUUGUAAGAACUUAUUAAUAUUCCUGGAGUCCAUCACAGCUGGGUCACAACAUGGAGCCUAUAGAAGAAACUGUGAGGCACAGAAAGAAAAAGCAAUUACAGAACCAAACCUGCAAAGUGGAAAAUGGAACUACCUGUGAUGGCAUUAACAAUGUUAUUGAGACUCACAUGGAGGAAAUCAAAAGGGAACUUGUUGAAAAUCUGAGCUGCAACUUAAAAGAAAUCCUUGAUAACGUUGUGGCAGAAACUAUAAAGUCAUAUAGACUUAGAGAUGACACCGGCCAACUGUUGGAUAAGAAAAAACAAAUACACCACCGCCCAGUAAUUGAAAAACAAAAGGUAUUUCUGCAACGUGCCUCUCUUCUUGAUGAACUGAUGGAAGUGGAACAUUUUCGAACAAUUUAUCACAUGUUUGUGGCAGCAUUGUGCAUUUUUAUGAUCAGCACUGUAGCAGUGAACAUCAUAGACCAGGGCAGGAUAGUUUUGGAAUUUGACAUGCUUUUUUAUGCAUUUGGACAGUUUGGUACUGUGGUGUCUACAUGGAUUGUUCUAUUUGCAUAUACCCUCCUGGUGCCCUACAAAACCUUACACUCCUUUGGAUCUCUGUACCCAAAAUCCAAGCAUCCUUUCUUGUUGUCUGCAUCACUAGGCAGCAUCCUUCUUAUAGGUCAGAUAUGUGUACUUGGAGCAUUCCCCAUCUUUGUACUAAAGCACUACCGUCUGCCACCAGCUUCCAGCUUCAUUGUCACCUUGGAGCAGGUUCGUUUCAUCAUGAAAAGUUACUCGUUCCUGCGUGAGAAUAUCCCACGUGUCUUAUUGAAACAGACGCAAGAGGUCCAGCUGCCAAAGUUCUCUAAUUAUCUUUACUUCCUCUUCUGCCCAACUCUGAUUUAUAGAGACAGUUAUCCCAGAACACCUUAUAUCAGAUGGAAAUAUGUUGCUAAGAAUUUUGCUCAGUUCAUAGGAUGCGUCUUUUUUAUUUACUUUAUCUUGGUCACACUGUGUAUUCCAGUCUUCACGAAUAUGAGCAAGCAGCCCUUCAACAUGAAGACACUGGUGCUCUCCAUCUUUCAUGCUAUUCUACCUGGUAGCUUUGUGUUUCUGAUCUCCUUCUUUGGCUUCCUACAUUGCUGGCUAAAUGCUUUUGCAGAGAUGCUUCAAUUUGCAGACCGCAUGUUUUACAAGGAUUGGUGGAAUUCAAAAUCCUUUUCAAACUACUAUCGCACAUGGAAUGUCGUUGUUCAUGACUGGUUGUAUCAUUAUGUGUACCAGGAUCUGCUCUGGCUGUGUAAGGAGCGCUUCCGUGUUGGGAUCAUGCUCGCUGUGUUUCUCACUUCUGCGUCUGUACAUGAAUACGCCAUCACUUUGUCUCUGGGCUUUUUCUACCCAGUUAUGUUCUGUCUCUUUGCAAUUUUUGGAGUUGUCUUUAACUUUAUGAUGAAUGAUAAACGCACCAGCCCAGUGUAUAAUGUGAUGGUCUGGACCUUCCUUUUCAUCGGUCAGGGUAUACAGGUUUGUCUGUAUUGCCAAGAGUGGUAUGCUCAGAUACACUGUCCACUUACAGAGAAAACCUUCUGGGGUAUGGUGACUCCUCGUUCAUGGUCAUGCAAUUUGUAACGGCUAAUCAACUGAACUAAACUGUACUUCUAUCAAUUCAAUCUAUCAAUAGAUGUGGUACAUUAUGUUGCCAAUAUGGAUUUGUCAUGAGCUGACGGAGUUUGUUCUUUUUUUAUUUUGAUGUAUAAUGUAUUCUAAAAGCAAAAAGAAUUUACUUUAUUAUGUAAAGACCAGUAUAUUAGGGUGCCACAGUCUUUGACCACUAUGCUUCCUAAUCAACAUUUCUGGGGAAUAUGCACUGAAGUAGACACUAAACAAAUUUGUUUACUGCUUGAUUAAGAAUUAAUAACCCAUGUUGCUGUCUCCCAGUGAGGACCUGUUAGAUCAGGGAUGUUGUAGGUCAUUUAUGAGCAAGUAGGACUUGAAAAGCAGACCAAAAGAACAUUAUGACCUUAGUAAAUGAGCAGUCACAAGAAAAGAAAAAAUAAACACAAUUUCACUGCAUCUGUGGUCCAAGUGAGGUAUCAUAGUAAUUGUUCUUGUUUUUAUUGAAACACUGUAAGCUUCAUUAGAUUGAUGUAUACAUAGAAGUCAGAAUAUGAUCUCAGAAAAUAAUGUUUUGGAGAUGAAUAUGAUUGAAACCACCAAGUAAUACUGCAUAACAACAAAUAGAUAAUAUAUAAUAAAAUUGACUCCACUCCAUAAUCUCUUAGGUUAUAAGGAACAUUCAGAAUACUAUACCCAAGAAAGAUUACUUUAUAUACUUUACAACUGCCACAUAACAGUCCGUGGGUGUGGUUUUUGUGUUGGCCACUGCUCUAUCCAUAAGAAACAGUUAAAAUAUGAUGGAAUGAUAUAGGAUUAUCUCUCUCAAAUUAUGUCAUUUGAAGAGUCCCUACAAUAUUCAAUACACUUGUCUGCAGCCACUAUUCCUUGAAAUAAGGCCAAGCACAAUAAUGUCUAGUGAUUUUAAUCCACUGCUUCAACUGAUGGAGUUAUGUAAAAGGCUAAACAUGAAAAACUAUUAGGUUUGAGAAAUCUAAUAUUUAAAGGUUAGGGGUCACUUCCUUUUUCCUUGCAUGUGUAAUAGGUAGAAGAGAAAAAUUAAAGGGACAGUGAAGUCCAAACAAAACUUUCAUUUUUCAAAUAGGGCAUGUAAUUUUAAACAACUUUUCAAUGUACUUGUAUCAACAAUUUUGCUUUGUUCUCUUGGUAUUCUAGUUGAAAGGAAACCUAGGAAGGCACAUAUGAUAAUUUCUAAGCCCUUGAAGGCCGCCUCUAUUUUAUUUACUUUUCACAGCAGGGGAGAGCAAGCUCAUGUAGGCCAUAUAGAUAGCAUUGUGAUCACGCCCGUGGCUAGUGGCAGACACUGCACUAAUUGGCUAAAAUGCAACUAUAUGCAAAAUAACUAAAAGUCAUGUGAUUAGGGGCGGUCAGAAGAUGCUUAGAUACAAGUUAGUCACGGAAGUAAAAAGUGUAUUAAUAUAACAGUGUUAGUUUUGCAAAACUGGGGAAUGGGUAAUAAAGGGAUUAUCUAUCUUUUUAAACAACAAAAAUUCUGGUGUUGACUGUCCCUUUAAGUAUCUUAAAAAAAACAAAAAACUUUGUUUAAAUCCACAAAUUGCUCACAAGUCAAUACAUCUCAACAGCUUUUUGAAGUAAAUUUAACGAGACUAAUAGAAAGUAUUCAAAUCUGUGAAUCACUUUUCAUUUAGAAUACUUUAUUUGUAAAAUAAAUAGCCUGAUUCCAGCAGCUAUAGAAAUUUUAAUAAAAUUAUAACAAGGAAUAAUAUGUCCUGCAUCUCAUUUGUCAGCUAGCCAGGUACAUUCCAUUUUUACUGGCAGAAAAUGUGUUCCUUGUUUGUAAUGGUAAAAGUUCAAUAUAAUAUAAAUAAAUCCUUUUUUUUUUCUAUGAACUGUUGACAAUUUCUUAAUACAGAGAUCAAAUGCUGAAUUUUUGCCAAUGCAUUAAUUGAGAGGGAAAAUAGAUAAUUAUAUUUACUAAAGGCAGCAUAUUCUCUCUUUUGUUAUUAUGCCAAAUUCUUGUUUGGUUAAAGAGUCAUUGUACUUAAACAAUUUUCUAUUUUACUGAGGGCAUUUCAAAAUAUGCUGAUUAAAACAUAUUUUUUCAACCUUG
Molecule: messenger RNA, 3825 nt
Organism: Bombina bombina (fire-bellied toad)
Lineage: Eukaryota; Metazoa; Chordata; Amphibia; Anura; Bombinatoridae
Gene: SOAT2
Product: sterol O-acyltransferase 2
Exons: 15
Coding region: 183-1748 (521 amino acids)
Biological process (GO): cholesterol efflux; cholesterol metabolic process
Cellular component (GO): endoplasmic reticulum membrane
Molecular function (GO): cholesterol binding; cholesterol O-acyltransferase activity; fatty-acyl-CoA binding
Source: RefSeq, a predicted model, not a curated record